AUGGCUUCGACAGUGCAGAAACGGAUAGUUUUAAGCGAUCCCUCGGAAUACCGACCAGAGUACAAGGACAAAACAGAAUAUCGAAAUUUUAACAUCCAUACGUGUCCCGCUCGGGUCAUUGACACAUACAAAAGCAUGCAUACUUUUCAGACAGUGGAAUAUGUCCAGGGAAAGAUCGACCAAUAUUGCAAAUUCAAUCACGCCGAAAUGACCAUGAUGGAAGCGUUGAAUUCCCUUGACUCGUUUUUGGAUGAAAGUGAUCCUGAUGUUGAUAUGCCGAAUUCCUUGCACGGCUAUCAAACUGCCGAGGGUAUUCGUAGGGCGCACCCGGACAAAGACUGGUUCCAUGUGGUAGGUCUGAUCCACGACGCAGGCAAAGUUAUGGCCCACUGGGGGGAGCCACAAUGGUCCACGGUAGGGGACACUUUUCCUGUAGGCUGUCUCCCAGACGAUCGAAUCGUUUUCGGGCGGGAGAGUUUCAAAGAUAAUCCGGACAUGAAAAAUGAAAAAUACAAUACAAAACUGGGAAUGUAUGAGGAAAACUGCGGAUUGGAUAAAGUUCUUUUGUCAUGGGGCCAUGAUGAAUAUUUGUACCGCGUCUUAACCUCUGACCUCAACACAUGCAAGAUACCGGAAGAGGGUUUGUACAUGAUCCGGUACCACUCAUUCUACCCCUGGCACUCGAGUGGGGCUUACGGAUACUUGAGUAACAACAAGGACGAAGAGAUGAAGGAUUGGAUCAAUGAAUUUAACAAGUUUGACUUGUACACUAAGAGCGCUGUGACGCCGGAUGUGGAUGAACUCCAGGCCUAUUACAGUGCACUCGUGGAGAAAUACAUCCCCGGCAAGGUGAAGUGGUAG
Molecule: messenger RNA, 861 nt
Organism: Ylistrum balloti
Lineage: Eukaryota; Metazoa; Mollusca; Bivalvia; Pectinida; Pectinidae
Product: inositol oxygenase-like
Exons: 1
Coding region: 1-861 (286 amino acids)
Biological process (GO): inositol catabolic process
Cellular component (GO): cytoplasm
Molecular function (GO): inositol oxygenase activity; iron ion binding
Source: RefSeq, a predicted model, not a curated record